GAGCCCCCGAAGCCCGCACGCAGCGGGGGGCGCGGGCGCGCGGCAGGCAGAGCACAAAGCCCGCCAGGCCGGGCGGGGAGCAACAGCCCCAAGCGCGGCUCCGCGUCCCCGCUGCAGCCGGGACCCCAACCCCUGGGCCGGCCUCGAGCCGAGCCUCCUCCCCCGCCUGCCGCUCUCCCCGGGGCGGCGGGGAAGGGGAUGCUCGCCGCUUAUGGAGCCGCCGUCGGCGAGCCCGGCGCUGCUGAGCGCCCUGUCCCGGGCGGGGGGCAAUGAGAGCGGCGGGGAGGCGCCGGCAGCUGACCCCGCCGCCGGGGCGGAGGAGGCGGGCUGGUCGGGCGCGGCGCUGGCCUCGCAGGCGCUGCUGCUGGUGCUGAUCUUCGCCCUGUCGGCGCUGGGCAACGGGGCCGUGGUGCUGGUCAUCGCCCGGCACCGGCAGCUGCGCACCGUCACCAACGCCUUCGUGCUGUCGCUGUCGCUCUCCGAGCUGCUGGGCGCGCUGCUCUGCCUGCCCCUCGCCUUCCUGCGCCUGCUGAGCCGCCCGCGCGGCGCCUGGCUCUCCGGCCGGCGCCUGUGCCUGGCCAGCGCCGCCCUGCACGCCGGCCUGGGCAUCGCCGCCACCCUCACCAUGGCGCUGCUCGCCUUCGACCGCUACUGCGCCAUCGUGCGCCAGCCCCGCCGCAAGAUGGGCCGCCGCCGCGCCGCCCAGCUGCUGGCCGCCGUCUGGCUGGCGGCGCUCGGCUUCGCCGCGCCCUGGUACCUGCUGGCCCAGGCGGCGGGCGGGGGCCACGGGGCCGGCUCGGGCCGCUGCACCUACGUGCUGCUGCCCUGGGGCUCGUCGCGGCUGGGCCCGCCCUACAGCGCGGUGCUGAUCGUGCUCUGCUACCUGCUGCCCUUCGCCCUCAUGUGCUUCUGCCACUACAACAUCUGCCGGGCCGUGCGCCUCUCCGAGAGCCGGGUGCGGCCGCUCACCACCUACGGCCACCUGCUGCGCUGCUACGGAGAGAUGCGCACCGCCACCACCGUGCUCAUCAUGAUCGUCUCCAUCAUCUGCUGCUGGGGGCCCUACUGCGUCCUGGGGCUGGCGGCCGCCGCCGGCCACCUGCCCUUCUCGCCCACCGUGGACGCCGUGGCCAGCUGGAUGGCCUGGGCCAACGGCGCCAUCAACCCGCUCAUCUACGCCGCCCGCAACCCCAACAUCGCCAUGCUGCUGGGCCGCAGCCGCGAGGGCGGCUACCGGACUAGGAACAACGUGGCCGCUUACCUGGCCGCCCGGGGCCAGCGCCUGGAGGCCCGCGGCCGGGCCGAGCCAGGCCGGGAGCGCUACGCCCAGCAGCGGCCCGGCGGCCACGCCGCCAGCACCCUCUCCUCCUCCAGCCCGGCCAGCGGCGGCGAGGUGGCCAUGUGGGCUUGCAAGAACCCGGCCGUGCUCUUCUGCCGCGACGCGCAGCCCGACACGGCCUCCCAGGCUGCCCUGCCGCCCAAAUCCGACACCGCUGAUACCAGCCUCUGAAGCGGCCGGGGGGGACCCGCUGGGAAAAGCUGCCUGACAGCGAGCUGGCUCGGGCUGUGGAACAGGUGCCCACGGGAAGGACCGGGAGACCUGUGGCUUGGGCCGUUUGUAACUAGGGCUUUGCUCAGCCUAGUUUCCGGGGAGCAAUGUGCAGUAACCAGGGGGCUGCACUGGAUGCGCUAGUGGGUCUGCUCCAGUUCUUAAUGCCAGCGUGGGAGACAAAGGAAGUACCCGGGGGCAGGUGCGCUGGCUCUCCCCAUUUCAACGGGGGAUCAAAGGUGCAGGGGAGAGCCGCUGAAAUGAGCCCAGCACAGCUGCAGAGAGAGAGAGAAGGUGGCAGUAAUCACCCUCCGAGCUCAUCUCUGUUUAGCAAAAAAGUGCCAAUAGGAAGUUAAGAACAACACAAGCCGCCUGAGCAUUGGAAACUGUUAAGUGACCAAAAAAGAAAAAAAAAAGUGACUGAAAGCUGAGUAUUGCCAGUUCUAAGACACUCAAAACAUAUCACACUGUGAAAACUGCAGCUUUGCAGGAGACAGUUGCUUUAACGCAUUAUAUGUGGAAAUACACCAAGUCUCAGACUAGGACAGACUGAAAAUCUGACAUCACCAAGAGCACCUUGAGGUUCAUUUUUAAACCCCAAACAUAAGAAAAAUCCCAUUCAGAGCUCUGCAGAUUUAAAGAAAAUGUGCAAGGUUAGGGGGGGGGAGAAGAAUGAAACUUGAAGCCCCAGGAAAUUUGUGAUAGUUUCCUUUCAGUACAUACAUUGUGUGAGAAGUAUUUCAAACGGGGAACAUUCCCAGAAAUGGGAGAUCAGUACUGUAUUCUGAUCCAGACAAAAUUGAAGAAAAGAUAAAAUAUGGGAUUGGAAUAGUUGUGGCAUCAUUCAGUUUGUAGACUUGUGAAUUUCCUCUUUAAGAUGGACAAAAAUGUCUAAUUUCAUCUAACAUCCUUUGAAUAUAUUUAUAUGAGCCACUAGGGCAGGGGUGGGCAAACUAUGGCCCGGGGGCCACAUCUGGCCCUGCAGAUAUUUUAAUCCAGCCCUCGAGCUCCUGCCGGGGAGCGGGGUCCAGGGCUUGGCCCGCUCCACGCAUGCCGUGGCUCCUGGAAGCAGCAGCAUGUUCCCCUCCAUCUCCUAUGCAUAGGGACAGCCAGGAAGCGCUGCCCCCGAAGCUCCCAUUGGCCACGGUUGCCUCCGGACGUGGCAGCGCACAGAGCCGCCUGGCUGCGCCUCGGCGUAGGAGCCGGAGGGGGGACAUGCCGCUGCUUCCAGGAGUUUGAGG
Molecule: messenger RNA, 2790 nt
Organism: Chrysemys picta bellii (western painted turtle)
Lineage: Eukaryota; Metazoa; Chordata; Testudines; Emydidae
Gene: GPR135
Product: G protein-coupled receptor 135
Biological process (GO): G protein-coupled receptor signaling pathway
Cellular component (GO): plasma membrane; endosome
Molecular function (GO): G protein-coupled receptor activity
Source: RefSeq, a predicted model, not a curated record